AUGCGGAAGGACACCAAAACCAAAUCUAAUGGUUGUCCAUUCUACAACAAGAUAUAUUAUGAAGUCAGCACCGACAGUUGGAAGAUCAUUGCGAAAAAUGAUCACACCGGGACACAUAACCACCCAAUGAUUGUGUACCAAGAGGGUCACUGUAAAGUGAGCGGAUUGAGUCCGGGUGCAAAACAGGUUGUGCGGGACAUGACAAAGUCCAAGGUUGCUCCCCGUAACAUCAUGUCCACUAUUGCCGAUCAAUUUUCUGAUGAUCAUCCAAACAUCCGACACAUUUACAAUUGCCGAAAUGACUUCAGGAUGGAGAUGUCCGAAGGAAGAGGAGUUGUUCAGCAAUUUCUUCAUCUGGCGAGAGAGAGUAAAUACAUUUACUGGGUCACGAACAAUGUUCACAACGUUUUGCAACAUGCAUUUAUGGUGCACCCGAUCAUGGUCAACAUACUCCGCACAUACCCACAUGUCAUAGGUAUGGAUUCUACUUACAAGACCAAUCGAUAUAAUAUGCCUUUCUUUGAGAUAGUAGGUGUGACACCGACAAACCAGAAUUUUCUAGUUGGAAAUGUUUUCAUGCGCGACGAGUGCACGGCUAGAUAUAGGUGGGUGUUGCAGAGAUUAAGGGAGUUGAUUGGGUUUGAUAAAGAGCCAUCUGUAUUUAUUUCAGACCGUGAUCUUGGGCUAUGUGCGGCUUUGAGAGAAGUCUUUCCAGGAACGUCACAUUUACUCUGUCUAUGGCACAUCAACGAAGAUGUGGAGGCUAAGGUGACGAAGAUGUUCGGAAACAAGAAGGUUGGUGUCAGUUUUAGAGCUGGGAGAUAA
Chenopodium quinoa (quinoa) is the source of this 825-nucleotide messenger RNA. RefSeq names its product protein FAR1-RELATED SEQUENCE 5-like. Gene Ontology annotation, biological process: regulation of DNA-templated transcription. The record is from RefSeq and is a predicted model, not a curated record. The transcript has a single exon. The coding region runs from base 1 to 825 and encodes 274 amino acids. Lineage: Eukaryota; Viridiplantae; Streptophyta; Magnoliopsida; Caryophyllales; Amaranthaceae.